CAGAGGGAGAGACAGAGAGAGGGAGGUGGGGGCGACCAGUUCCCUGACGUCAGCAGAGCCACUGAGGGCUGGGCUUUAGCGCUGGAGACUGAGAAAGACGGAGAGAGACUGAGAGAGACGGGCAGAGACGAGGAGGGGAGAGACGAGACGGGCGCUGCGAGCGGCGCGGACACUUGAAGUUUGUCCAUGAAUCUUCCCGCGGGCGCCGGCGAUGAAGCGGCUUCUCCUCUGCUGCCUGGUGGCCGCCGUCACUCCCCAGGCCCACACACAGGAUUCCAACACAAUUGUCCAGGGUGUGAGUUGGCCGGACUUUGUCCACCCGAAUAACCGAACGCAGUUGUGCCACUGGCCGUGCAGGUGUCCGAGACUCUUGCCCCGAUGCCCACCAGGGGUCAGCUUGGUGCUGGACGGCUGCGAGUGUUGCAGGACUUGUGCCAAGCAGCUGAGGGACAACUGCACGGAGGCAGACGUUUGUGAUUACCAUCGAGGGCUCUACUGUGACUAUAGUGGUGACAGACCUCGCUACGAGGUGGGAGUAUGUGCAUAUCUGGGUGGAGUUGGAUGUGAGCUGGACGGAGCGAUUUAUUCCAACGGCCAGAGUUUCCAGCCCACCUGCAAGUAUAAAUGUACGUGUAUGAACGGGGUGAUUGGCUGCGUCCCCGUCUGCAGACGGUCUCGUCCACCUCUGGUCUGGUGCCACAACCCCAAACGUGUGAAGAUGCUGGGACGAUGCUGCGAGCUGUGGAUCUGUGACCAGUCCAUGAAGCUGCUGAAGGCGGCACCUGUCCAGGUGUCCAUGUCAGCUUACACAGGGGAAUCGGAGGUGUGGCAUCACAACUGUCUGCUGCAGACUACGCCAUGGAGUCCUUGCUCAAUGUCUUGUGGAAUGGGAAUAUCAACCAGGAUUUCCAAUGAAAACAACCAGUGUAAAGUGGUGCCAGAACGGCGCCUUUGCUAUUUAAGGCCCUGCAACAUUGACAUCACCAAGCACAUCAAGGAGGGGAAAAAGUGCCGCAGCGUGGUGAAGCAGGUGGAGCCCAUCAACUUUACCCUGUCGGGGUGUGUGAGUAGACGAACAUAUCGGCCCAAGUACUGUGGUGUUUGCACGGACAAUCGCUGCUGCACUCCCUACAAGUCAAAGACCAUCCAGGUGAACUUUGACUGCCCUGACGGUCUGGCCUUCUCCAAGAAUCUAAUGUGGAUAAACUCCUGUUUCUGCAACUUAAGGUGCAAGAAUCCCAAUGACAUAUUUGCAGAUCUAUUGUAUUAUCCUGACUAUUCCGAAAUCUCAAACUAACUGUUCAAGAUGGAUGGCCUUUGUUGGAUGCAGGGAUAUAUGCACAGCUGAAGUUACAAUGGAAACAUUGUACCUUUUAUCAAUUGCCUGAAAGAUACCAGUUGUGUAUCUCAGCUCUGAGAAAUUAUUAUUUUUGUCAAAUUAAGAUAAAUUUAUUUAAUGAAUGAAAAUAUUCA
Messenger RNA from Amblyraja radiata (thorny skate), 1473 nucleotides. Its product is annotated as WNT1-inducible-signaling pathway protein 1. The record is from RefSeq and is a predicted model, not a curated record. Gene Ontology annotation, molecular function: heparin binding; integrin binding. Gene Ontology annotation, cellular component: extracellular region; extracellular matrix. Bases 212 to 1297 code for a protein of 361 amino acids. NCBI's taxonomy places the organism in Eukaryota, Metazoa, Chordata, Chondrichthyes, Rajiformes, Rajidae. The transcript has 5 exons. Gene Ontology annotation, biological process: positive regulation of cell differentiation; signal transduction; cell adhesion.